Molecule: messenger RNA, 530 nt
Organism: Trametes versicolor FP-101664 SS1
Lineage: Eukaryota; Fungi; Basidiomycota; Agaricomycetes; Polyporales; Polyporaceae
Product: fungal hydrophobin
Exons: 3
Coding region: 72-398 (108 amino acids)
Cellular component (GO): fungal-type cell wall
Molecular function (GO): structural constituent of cell wall
Source: RefSeq, a predicted model, not a curated record
AGUUUUUCUCUCGUCUCUCAAACCACUCACUCACCCAGUCACUCUUUCGACUCCCAACCCUCACAUUCACUAUGUUCGCCCGUGUCGCCGCCUUCACCGUCCUCGCUCUCCCCGUCUUUGCGGCUGCCACGCCCGCCGUGCUCCGCCGCGGUGACUGCAACACCGGUUCCAUCCAGUGCUGCAACUCUGUCCACGAGACGAACGAGAACGCUGUUAGCGUCCUCCUCAGCCUCCUCGGCCUCGACGCCGGCAGCCUCACCGGCUCCGUCGGCCUCCAGUGCUCCGGCAUCUCUGGUGUCGGCGCUGGCCAGGACUCCUGCCAGGCGAGCCCCGUCUGCUGCACGAACAACAACGUCGGCGGCCUCAUCUCCGUCGGCUGCAUCCCCAUCAUCCUCUAAGCUCGUUCCAGCAGUAGGCAGGGGCAUUAGUGGAUUCUGAGUAUCGUAAUAUCACAUAAUAAAAAGCUUGGAUAUCCUGCCUCUUCGUGUAUGUGUGCGCGAGCCUUAGUCCGUCUUUCAGAAUUGGGUCCC